AGUGCAGCGCAGAGUACACACAGACAGACAGUUAACACAGGUCAGGGCACCUUGCGCGCACGACUGCUGUAUGUACGCGUAAUGGCGCGUUUGUGCCCUCUCACUUUAUCUUCAAGCGUCUCCCAGAAACGCAGUUAAAGGAUUUGUUUGGACUGCGCGUCAGAGGGUCGCACAACAACAUCAGAACACCUGAGAUCUGAUGCUACCUGCCAUCACCAUGGAAACAGAGGCCAGUCACAUGCUCGAGGCGGCACUGGAGCAGAUGGACGACAUCAUUGCAGGUUCAAAAGCAGCAGCGAUGGAGUUCUCUAACAGCAUGUAUGACCUGGGUUCCCCCAUCAGUGCUGGACCGCUGCAGGUCCUUCAGUUAGCUGAGGACCUCAAACUUUCCUUGGAGCUUCGACCCAGCCAGGAGGAGCGAAACAGCCUCCGAGCACAGCUGCCUGCAGAGACCGCACAGGCUCUUGUAGACUGGCUGCAGAGUGGAGCUGUGAACCUCUGUUCUCCAGCCAACAAUGAAACUUACCAAGAACGACUGCUUCGCCUAGAGGGAGACAAGGAGUCUCUGGUGCUACAGGUGAGCGUUCUGACCGACCAGGUGGAGGCCCAGGGAGAGAAGAUCAGAGACCUAGAAAGUUCUUUGGAGGAACACCGCCAGAAACUGGCCUCCACUGAAGAAAUGCUCCAACAGGAGCUGAUGAGCAGGACCUCGCUAGAAACUCAGAAGCUGGAUCUGAUGGAUGAGGUGUCCUUUCUCAAACUGAAGCUGGUCAGCAUGGAGGAGACGCAAACCAACUCACACCCGCAGGAUUCGACAGACACAAAGCAGAACAAAGCUGAGUGUGUGGUAAAUCUCAUCAGUGAGCUCCAGGAGCAGAUGUGCAGGUUUCAGGAGGAGAUCAGCACUCGCAUUCAGGAGAAACGGGCCCUGGAGGAGAAGGAGGCCCAGCAGGGGGAGCCAAGAGACGGCCAAGCCCAGGGCUACAGCCCUCAAGUUGGGUUGGUCGGCUUGGACCUGAGCCUGUCUGGCUCUGAUGCCCGGCAGCACAAUGGAGGAAAGACUGUUCACGAUUUGCAACAAGAAGUUAAGCAGCUGAAGAGCAAAGUGGAUGAGUUGGAGGGAGAGAAGAGCCAGUAUGAGAGGAAAUUAAGAGCCACCAAGGCAGAAAUCUCAGAGCUGCAGCAGCUCCUGGCCUCCAAAGAUGCUGAGAUCGUGUGCCUACAGACCCAGCUGCUGGCCAGAGGCGGCAGCGCCAAUGACAACGCAGAGAGAGACCAGGAAUACCAGAGGUUAAAGGUGGGGAUGGAGUCUUUGUUGGCUUCAAAUGACGAGAAGGAUCGGCGUAUAGAGGAGCUUACCAUUCUGCUCAGCCAAUACAGAAAGAUGAGGGAGGUCAUGGCACUCACGCAGGGAAGCAGUGAAGAGGAGCUGAGCGGCAGUUUAAAGCUCAAAGCCAUCACUCACAAAGCACACUCUGACAUCCUCAGAUCAGAGCUAUCAUCAAGAGGAUCGUCACCGCUUAUGUUGUCCUCAUCGCCGUAUCAGAGGGAUUUGGAUUUCAGUUUCCAGAACUCUGUGGAGACAUCGCUGGUGUCCGCUGCUGACCCAAGUUUGUUUAAUGGGUCUUGGCAUCGACGCCGGUUGAUGUCCAGCAGUCUUGAAGAGUUGCAGAGUGGAUCUUUACAAAAGGCUGUAGAGAUCCAGCCACUUGAAAGUGAAUCAGAUGUAGGGGCCGAGAAUCCCCACAUGGAGCUGAACAAGUACCAAACUCUGCCGGGGAAACUGAGUAAAAAGAACGAGCCGCGGGCCGAGCUGAACGGCGACGGAGACGGAGAGUAUUUAUCUCCCGUCCAGCUCUCGCCUGUCCACAGCCACAGCCAGGACUACAGUCUGAUUCGCUGCAGGAGUGCCAGUGCUCCGGUUUUAGGAUCUCCUGGAAAACAUGACCUCUAUGAUGUUGAGCAUUCAGAGAAGCUGGAGGAGUGCUUUCCAUCAGACCAGUCCCCGCUGUCCUCUGGAGUGGACUCUGGACAGCAGUCUCCUGUCUCACCAGAGAACAGGAAGGGUCACAGAGGAAUUAGGAAACUCUGGGGGAAGAUCCGUCGCAGUCAGUCGGGUAGUCCUGUCCAAGUUCAUGACCCAGAGCUAGGAGACUUCAAGAGGGGAGGAUUCAGAGCUACAGCUGGACCUCGAUUGGCCCGUCCAGGGAAAACACAAGAUCUGAAGACGCCAUUUUCUAAGUGGAACACAGAGCAGGUGUGUGACUGGAUUGAAGACAUUGGACUAGGUCAGUACAGCAUCCUCGCUCGCCAGUGGGUCACCAGCGGUCAGACUCUGCUAUCAGCCACGCCACAAGACCUAGAGAAGGAGAUGGCCAUGAAGAAUCCACUCCACAGGAAGAAGCUUCAGUUGUCCAUCAAAGCGAUCAGUAGCAAACAGCCUGAAAAAUCUGCAGAGCUCGAUUACCUCUGGGUUACCCGUUGGCUUGAUGAUAUUGGCCUUCCUCAGUACAAAGACCAGUUUAAUGAAGGAAGAGUGGAUGGGCAGAUGCUGCAGUAUCUCACUGUGAACGACUUAUUAUUCCUUAAAGUGACCAGCCAGCUGCACCACCUCAGCAUCAAGUGUGCCAUUCAUGUUCUCCAUGUCAACAAAUUCAAUCCCAACUGCCUCAAACGCAGGCCCGGCAAUGAGAGCCAGUUCACUCCCAGUGAGGUUGUCCAGUGGUCUAACCACCGAGUCAUGGAGUGGUUGAGAUCUGUGGACCUUGCAGAGUAUGCCCCAAACCUGAGGGGCAGCGGCGUGCAUGGAGGGCUGAUAAUGCUGGAGCCUCGGUUUAACUCUGAUAGCAUGGCCAUGCUGCUGAACAUCCCUCCUCAGAAAACUCUGCUGAGGCGCCACUUAACCACCAACUUCAACAACCUAGUAGGAGCACAGGCUCAGCAGGAGAAGAGGGAGUACACUGAGGCGACAGGAUACUCCCCACUCAGCAUCACCGCUAAAGUCAAGCCGAAGAAGUUGGGCUUCUCUAACUUGACUCACCUCAGGAGGAGACGGCCGGAUGAAUCUACAGACUAUGUCUGCCCCAUCGAGUCCUCCUCGCCUCAGUCGGGACAGUCUGCAGUGAACGGGGUGCAGAUGCGGCCCUACACUGGCUUCAGAGGCCUGAGCCCCAUCCUAGACCGAGAGCCUGACCGCUCCAGGGACCAGAUGGAGACCACAGAGGGUACCAUUUUGCAAAUAGAAGCUCUUUCUGAAAGCAUCAACAACCUCACAUAUCUGCUCAGCCGAGAUGAGCUGCGGAAGGAGAUGAGGCGUUCACAGACGGCGCUAGUUUGAAGGACGAUGACCCUAAGCUGUAGGCUGUCAAUCAACCACAAAGACCUGUAGCGACCUGUCUCACAGCUGAAUUGUACCUCAGCCCUCAAGCUAACACUGCAGCGUGGAGCUCCUUGUAUUUACUUCUACUAGCCCCUGAUACCUCAAGUUAACUCCUGCACAGAGGACUGGGAAACACAAACGGACCUACACAUUUUGACAACAAUCAAAGGUCUUAUUUUUAUUUUCUAGAGUGCUGAAUUGAACAGUUAUUUAUACACUUUUUUUGUUACUGCUUUCCUUCCCUAUGCAAUGUAGCUUUUAAUGAGCAUACUGACCACUGUGUACUGUAAAUACUGUGCUGGUAUUUCAUUGGGGAGGACUGUGCAAAGCAGUGAACAUGCAGUUUAGAAUGGACAAACUGGACAUUCCAUCAAAAAUGGUGUUGAAGCCAUUUUUAAGAGCAGAGCAGCCAAAGAAGAAGGAGCUGGUUCCUCGACAUUGUCAUUCUAUUGUUCUGCAGAGAAAGAUGCUACAUAUCACAUGUUGAAAUAAAGAAGUUACAAGAAC
This is a messenger RNA of Maylandia zebra (zebra mbuna), 3886 nucleotides long. The record is from RefSeq and is a predicted model, not a curated record. Lineage: Eukaryota; Metazoa; Chordata; Actinopteri; Cichliformes; Cichlidae.